Trypanosoma theileri is the source of this 1899-nucleotide messenger RNA. RefSeq names its product putative chromatin assembly factor 1 subunit B. The transcript has a single exon. The record is from RefSeq and is a predicted model, not a curated record. The coding region runs from base 1 to 1899 and encodes 632 amino acids. Gene Ontology annotation, molecular function: protein binding. Lineage: Eukaryota; Euglenozoa; Kinetoplastea; Trypanosomatida; Trypanosomatidae. Gene Ontology annotation, biological process: DNA replication-dependent chromatin assembly; nucleosome assembly. Gene Ontology annotation, cellular component: nucleus; CAF-1 complex.
AUGACGUCUAGCAGUACACCCUCACUUACCGUACGCACCCUUGAAGUUCUCUGGCACGGCUGUGAACGUGAUGAGGAGGCGGUGCGUCGUGGACUGCAGGGCGUUGCGAUUGAAGGCAUUGUCUCUAUUGACUACUGCAGCCGCGGCCAUCGCAUAGUGACCUGCGGCGGUGAUGGACACAUUCGACUCUGGCGACUGCACCCGACGGCAACAGACGCGUGGCUGGCGAAUGGGCAGUGCGAUAUGACGGCGUGUGUGUCGUACAUCACCGGCAUGCGAACGGCGUGGACGCCACUCACCGCCCGCUGGUCACCACACGGUGGGAUGAUUGCCUCUGCACACUGCGAUGGGAAGAUUUGUCUCUGGUGGCAGGAGCGCAGCAGCAAUAAUAAUAACAAUGGUAAUAAUAAUAAUAAUAGGGGGAGUGGGAUGGAGAGACAUAAGGUGAAUGGUCAUGGCAAUGGGGAUGAUGAUAGUGAUGAGGAGGAUGAUGUUGAUGAUACGGCGGUGUGGAAGGAUUAUCGUCAUCUCUCUGGUCAUGUGAUGGAUGUGUAUGAUAUCUGCUUCUCCCCGGAUGCGCGUUAUCUCCUCAGUGCGGGUGGAGAUGGCAGCAUUGUCAUUCACGAUCUCGGUGGUAAUAACACUCUCAAUAAUAGUAAUAAUAAUAAUAAUAAUAAUAGUAAUAAUAAUAGUGGAAGUACGGUGCCUGUUGUGCAAUUGCAGGAAGUCCAUCGUUCCUUCUGCCGCGGAGUGGCGUGGGAUCCGUGGCGUCGCGGGGUGGCGACUUUCGGUGGAGCCCCGCCGUUGUUGUUUUUUUCACACGUUCCCUCGACUGCUGGCCGGCGUACACAUUUAGCGGCCCAGCGACGUGCGGCGGGGGAGUACAUUGGCGAUUCCUGCGCGACAACGUUUAGACGAUUUGGGUGGUCGCCGGAUGGAUCCAUUGUGGCCGUGCCGUAUGGAAAGGCAACCUCCCAUCAGCCACAGAAUAAUAAUAAUAAUAAUAAUAAUAAUAAUAAUAAUAAACAGAAGAAUACAAAUGAUCCGAAUCAUCAGAAGAGUACAGGUAGUAGUAAUGGUAUGACGAUGGAUACAAAUGGGAAUGGGAAUAGUAAUUGUGAGGCGCGAAAAGCAGAUGAUAUGAUACAUUGUGUAUAUUUGUAUACACGUAAUGCCCCAGAGAAGGUAGCAGGCCGUCUGAUUGUGCGGGGUUACUCUGAGAUUCGUGGUGUACUCUGGGCCCCAUGCUUCUUGGAGCCAAUAGAAGAAAAGAAGAAAGAGUAUCACAACACCAACGAAGAAGAAAAGGAAAAGGAAAAAGAAGAAGAAGAAGAAGAAGAAGCCAUUAUAAAGAAACGAGAGGAAUCUCUAAGAGAACGCGGUUCAUGGGGUCCAGAUGAUUAUCGCAUGGCAAUGGCUGUCUGGACAGCAGAUGCGGUGGUGAUCUACACAACAGACAGUGCUGUACGCCAUAGUGAUUACACAGAUCUUCACAUGCGUAGUAUCUCUGAUGUGGCGUGGAGUCCCCAUGCCAAAUAUUUACUCACCGCCUCACUUGACGGUUAUGUCUCUGUCAUCUCAACAGGCGGAUCGCUGGGCAUCACCCACAAACUCCCCACAUUCUCUACAAAGCCUGUCACUAUGGCUCUCUCUCGUAUGCUAUCAGAGAUACGUCAGAUUGGAGAAAAGGUGGAACUUGGGAGGAAACAGCCAUCUAUGGAUACAACAGCCGCAAAGUCGGUGGGAGGGAGUACAGGUACAGCUGCUGUGGUUGUGCAUGCGCCAGUUAAGAAGAAGAAAAAGGUAGAGGAGCCACAACAACAAGAAAAAGAAGAAGCGAAACAACCCGUUGAAUUAGUGCAACUAAAUGAACUCUCAGACCUUAUGGAAGGUGUUUAA